Hylaeus anthracinus is the source of this 1398-nucleotide messenger RNA. It is a transcript of the gene Trmt61, whose product is annotated as tRNA (adenine(58)-N(1))-methyltransferase catalytic subunit TRMT61A. The coding region runs from base 403 to 1386 and encodes 327 amino acids. Gene Ontology annotation, biological process: tRNA methylation. The transcript is spliced from 5 exons. NCBI's taxonomy places the organism in Eukaryota, Metazoa, Arthropoda, Insecta, Hymenoptera, Colletidae. Gene Ontology annotation, cellular component: nucleus; tRNA (m1A) methyltransferase complex. The record is from RefSeq and is a predicted model, not a curated record.
AAUAAUGAUGCGCAACACUUUUUCAUGAUACACUUUAUACACUAUGUUUUAACUUUUACGUUAUUACAAAAUAUAAAUUGUAGCAUGAAAGAUUUGUUAUGCGUCUUUAUUGUGAUGCAAGUUCACAGAAUUCAAAUUUGUGACCUGAGAUUUCUGGGAUUAUAGAACUACGGAGCAACUUGCGGAGUGAGGCGAAAGGAGGGGGUGUUUAAUACGGUCCCCACUCACCAGAGGGCACUGAAACUCGUAUACGAUUUUUUAUACAGCGCUCUUAUGAGUCCUUCCACUCUAUCUAAUCCUCUUUGAUAUACAUAUAUACACUUCGUAAAAAAUCUUAUAAACAGUGAAGAAUUUUAUAAAUGUUCUACAUAUGUUAAUAAGUUGAUAAUUGAUGUGUAAUAUAUGAAACCCAAAAUGAGUUUCAACAAAGUAAAAGAAGUCAUCGAAGAAGGAGAUGUGGUCAUUUUAUACUUAGGACCCAAUAAUAUGCAUUCUUUGGAAGUAACCCAAAAAAUUGUAAAUAGAAAAGGUAAUAUGGUUGAUAACAUCUUUCAAACUAUAUAUGGAGCCCUCAAAGUUUUUUCUCUGGUUGGAGAAAAAUAUGGUACAAAAGUACAACUUUCACGUGGAUGGGGAUAUGUGCUACAACCAACACCGGAACUUUGGACAUUAACAGUUCCCCAUAGAACACAAAUUAUCUAUAGCCCCGAUAUAAGUCUUAUUUUGUACUUAAUGGAUUUAACACCAGGAAACAUAAUCAUUGAGACAGGCACUGGAAGUGGAUCCCUCUCACAUGCUCUUAUUCGCGCUGUUCGUCCACAUGGACAUCUUUAUACAUUUGAGUUUCAUGAACAACGUGUAAAUGUUGCUAAUACAGAAUUUAAGAGACAUGGUCUUAGUAAAUUUGUGACGUUAGGUCAUAAAGAUGUUUGUAUAGAAGGAUUUGGAAAAGAAUUGAAAAACAAGGUAGAUGCAAUUUUUUUGGAUCUCCCACAUCCAUGGUUAGCAAUUGAUCAUGCACUAUGUACUUUAAAAGAAUCAGGUGGAAAACUUUGUUCUUUUUCACCUUGCAUUGAACAAGUUCAACGUACUUGUGAAAAGUUAAUAUCAAAAGAAUUCAUUGAGUUAAAUACAUACGAGUGCUUACAAAGAGAGGUGAAUGUACAAUAUAAAAACCUUCCUACACUUGAUUUGGAAUGUCUAAAACAUAAGCAUGCAGACAAAGAUAUGGCACAACAAAAUGAAGAUGAAAAGCAAAAUCAAACUAAACUUCUUACCGUAACGCACGCUCGUUCUCUACCUGGUCAUACAGGAUUUAUUACUAUUGCUACACUACCCCCGUUAUAUGCACGAAAAUCAGAAAUAAGUUUACAGUCCAAAGACUGAUUAUAUUCUAAG